CAAUCACAAUCACAUACCAUUUGGGGCAUCUGGCGUCAAAAACUCGCAUUACGUGUCGUAAGUCCAAUUCACAGCUGAUCAGGUAGGCACGUGUCUCAUGUUUACGAAACGCGGCCGCGCUGUUAAAAUGGCGACGUCCAUGCGGCACGUUUACGCGGGAACGAUAGCACUUUAGAUUGAUGCGUAUAAGAGAUAUACGUAAAGUCACUUCGAGUACAUACAUUAUACGCAAACAUGAAGAAACGUCAGCUGUCGCAGUCGUCGCAGAGGAAGAUUUCUGCCGCUGGUAUUAAUAAAUCUCAGACAAAGAUAUCGUCGUUUUUUACAAAAGUUCCCAAGGUUGCGGUAGAUAACGAAAAGAUAUCAGAUAUAAACUCUUCAACUCAAGCCUCGAUUGAAAGGAAAAGGAAGGAAAGAGAUAAUACGUUUGACGAAGAAUCCUAUUUGAACGUUAAGAAGAAAUGUAAUAUGAACGAAGAUCCAUUGAAAGAACACUGUGUUGCAAAGACAGGAAAUUCCGACACUCAUGAGAACUCAGUAUUAUUAUCUGUAGUGAAAGGUUUGGACGAUCCGUGUAGUAAUUUUAAGGAAAAUAAAGGAACAUGCAAUGGGGAUGCGGCACUUCAGAAAGUUAAUAAGAAGGAGGGAGAUGCGGCGAAAAACGAGCAAUGUGUAAAUUGUUCACAAAACUCUGUCAGUAUUAAAAACAUAAAUGUUUCAGAUAUUACUCAUAGUAACGGUCAUGUUCUUAAAGAAACGCAAGAGUUAAAUACCGCUGCUUUGAAGUCGUCCCUGUCCGCCGUGGAACCGUCUAGGCAUGAAAAAGCUAAGCUACACGAUUUAAAGGUGGAAUCUUCCGACGACUUUUCCGUGAUGAUGAACGGGGACGAGCUCGACGGCUUCUUCGAUCAGGAGUGGCACGCGCAGAUUGAUUUCACCACGUUGCAGAGAUGUAAGAUAACUGAUGUCAAGCACGAAUCGAGAGUUACUGUUUUAACGGUGCAGCACUUGGAGUCUGAAAGUAUCGACACUGUUGCAUGUUCAGGAUUUUGGAAGGAUGCACAAAUGAAGAUUAAUGAUAUUGUCACAAUACAGGCGAAGAAGGAUUCACGGCAAUGGGUUGUGGAUAACAAUAACGGCCUCCUCGUGACGCAGCCUGAUUUGCUGAUAUCGGGCACGACAAUAACGAGUGGUUUAUUUUGCAACAGGCGAGCGGUGCUGACCGAGAAGUUCAGGAAGAUAGAGUCACUGCCAAAUCUGGACGGCGAUUAUUCCGUGAUGACCGUGGGAUCUUUGGUUCAUCAAUGGCUGCAAAAGGCAUUGCGAGAAAAUAUCUGCACGCUGUCCGACGUGAUGAAACUGCGGGACGAUAUUCUGCGAUCGAAAGACACGAUAAACUAUCUCUACGCGUCGGAAUUGUCGCUCGCGGACUGUCGGAAACGCAUGACGGAGUAUGCCCCGAGAAUUUUCGAGUUCAUUCAGCAUUACAUUAAGGGUAACAAGCAGCAGCACAUAAGCAAUCUGAAGGACAACUUUCAAGGGAGCAUUGAUAGCAUACAGGACAUUGAGGAAAGCGUUUACAUACCGAAAUUAGGCAUAAAGGGCAGGAUAGACGUGACGGCAGAGGUGAACAUCAAUUCGAGAAGGAGGAUCAUGCCUCUGGAGUUGAAAACCGGGAGAGCCUCGUACUCCUUCGAGCACAGGGGCCAGGUUAUUCUCUAUCUCAUGAUGAUGGGCUUCAGGGAUCAGGAUAUCGAUACCGGACUUUUGUUGUAUCUAAAGGAGAACGAGAUGCGGGAAAUUAAAAGCGGACAUCACGAAAAGAGGGACUUGAUAUUGCUGCGCAAUACCCUGGCGCAUUAUUUCGCUAAAAAACCGGAAGACCUACAGAAUAUUAACUCGGAGCCGGACCUAAAAGCGAUGGAAUUGCCUGAGCCGAUAAACCACCACAGCGCGUGCGGCAGAUGUUCCUAUCAGGCUCUGUGCUGUGCGUAUUUGGCGAAGGACCCGAGCGCGAAUUUGUCACCGUCGCAUCCACUAACGGCGUUAAUCGAAGAGCUGCGAAACGACUUCGAGAGCAGUCAUUUGGAUUACAUUAUGAAGUGGAUCGCAUUAUUGCAACUGGAAGAAAGCCACGAGAACGGUAAUAGCAGUUUAAGCAGCGUAUGGACGACAAGUCCCGAGAAGAGGGAGGCGAGAGGGACGUGUAUCUGCAACUUGAAGACCAUCGACAGGGUGGUGAAGCGAGAUGAUAGGUACCAGCAUAAGUUUGCACGCGUCAACAUUAAGGGGGAGACGAUCGAGAACAGCGUGCUCGGCGGCACGUUUGCCGAGGACGAUUAUAUUAUUGUUAGCACGGAUGCACGAGUUAAUAUAGCCGCCGGACAUAUAAUGCACGUUUCGCAUGACAUCGUCGCAGUCCUAUUGGACAAAGAUAUUACGCGAUUGUACGCACAUUCCACGUUCCACAUCGAUAAGUUUCCCUCUUCGGGUCUGUCUACGUUCAAUUACGCGAACGUGGCCGGUCUGUUGAGCAACGACGAGACGUGCGUCAAGCUACGACGCAUCGUCAUCGAUAAAAGACCGGCUACGUUUACAGAAAAAUUGCCACGUUCGGUAGUGUCGGCCAGCACUGAGAUAAUAAGCGAUCUAAACGAGAGUCAACAGAGAGCCGUGCUGAAGGCUGUGGCCGCUCACGAGUACGUUCUGAUAAAAGGCAUGCCAGGCACCGGAAAAACGCAGACCCUGGUGGCUCUGAUAGAGUUGCUGCUAGAGUUGGGUUCCAGCGUGCUGGUUACCGCGCACACGCACAGCGCGGUGGACAAUGUUCUCCUCAAACUGCUGGAACGGAACAUCGACUUCCUGCGUCUGGGCUCGACAAAGCAGAUCCAUCCCCUGUUGACAUGCAAGAGCGAGGAAUACGCGAUCAAGAGUUGCGACUCGCCGGAGGACCUGGAGGCACUCUACAACAGCAAACGGGUCGUCGGCGUGACCUGCUACGGCGCGUAUCACGCUCUCAUUAGGAGACGCAGCUUUGACGUAUGCGUGAUCGACGAGAGCGCGCAGAUCAUGCAGCCCACGGUGCUGCGACCGUUAUACAGCGCGCGCAAGUUCGUCCUUGUCGGGGAUCCGGAUCAGCUGCCGCCCGUCAUCAAGAGCAAGACCGCAGCGAAACUCGGCGCGGACGAAUCACUAUUCGUGAGGCUGGACAGCGACGACAACACCGUCAAUCUGCGGGAGCAGUACAGAAUGAACGGGAGGAUCAUGAGGUUGGCCAACGACGCGACGUAUCGCGGCAAGCUGGUGUCGGGCAACAAGCAGGUGGAGAACGCGACGUUGAUCGGCACGAAUAUGGAGCAAGUUCUCUCGACCUGCGAGAGGUGGAUAAGAGGCGCGCUCUCCAGGCACUUGGACGAUUCGGUGAUGGUACUCAAUACCGGUAGCACUUACAACUUGAACACGGAGACUGGGAACAGAGACGUUGUGUCGAGUCAAGCGUACUCCAACGUCUGGGAAGUCGCUAUUACUUUGCGUCUCGUCCAGGCACUCACCGAAGCGGGCGUACAUGCUAGAAAUAUAGGAAUUAUCGCACCUUAUAAUGCUCAUAUAAAUUUAUUAAGAAAGACCAUAGAUAAGGAGGUGGAAGUGAAUACCGUAGAUCAGUAUCAGGGACGCGACAAGGACGUUAUAUUGUAUUCGUGCACGAAGAGUGUCGAGUACGAUACGAAGAAGGAAUUCGAGAUAUUGGACGAUCAGCGACGUUUGACGGUGGCCAUCACUCGCGCGAGGCAUAAGCUAAUCAUAAUCGCUGAUAAAAUCACAUUGCUGAAAUACACGCCGUUCAAAAAUUUGUUUGACGUCAUCGACGAGAAGAAUGUGAUAAAUCUGAUCGACGGCGAGGAAGACUUUAGCUGGAAAAGUCUUAUCAGUGAAUUGAGACUUGACAAUCGUGAUAAAGAACUUUAAGACUAAUCGAACAGUUUAGCAUUGAAAAACAGACUGAUAAAACCAUCACGUUUUGUUACGAUUUCGUAAAAUAGCAUCACGCGAUCACACCGAGUGUACAAUUAACGAAAACCUUGCGAAUAUACAAAUACGCGACAUAUCGAAAUAAUUAUAGAUAUAAGUAUGUACGAGAUUUGGUACAAAA
Messenger RNA from Temnothorax curvispinosus, 4150 nucleotides. It is a transcript of the gene Dna2, whose product is annotated as DNA replication ATP-dependent helicase/nuclease DNA2. NCBI's taxonomy places the organism in Eukaryota, Metazoa, Arthropoda, Insecta, Hymenoptera, Formicidae. The transcript is spliced from 2 exons. The record is from RefSeq and is a predicted model, not a curated record. Gene Ontology annotation, molecular function: single-stranded DNA helicase activity; 5'-flap endonuclease activity. Gene Ontology annotation, cellular component: cytoplasm. Gene Ontology annotation, biological process: replication fork reversal. The coding region runs from base 235 to 3966 and encodes 1243 amino acids.